UUCUCCGGGAGAAGGGCAGGAGGCAGGCCAGCCGAGGGCCGGCCUACAUGUUCAAUGACCACUCCACCAGCCUCUCUCUGGAGGAGGAGCGCUUCCUGGAUGCCGCUGAGUAUGGAAAUAUUCCGGUGGUUCGAAAAAUGCUGGAGGAAUGUCCCUCCCUCAACGUGAACUGCGUGGACUACAUGGGGCAGAACGCCUUGCAGCUGGCAGUGGCCAAUGAGCACCUGGAGAUCACGGAGCUGCUGCUGAAGAAGGAGAACCUGGCCCGGGUGGGGGAUGCCUUGCUUUUGGCCAUUAGCAAAGGCUACGUUCGGAUAGUGGAAGCCAUCCUGAGCCACCCCGCCUUUGCCGAGGGCAAGAGGCUGGCUCUGAGUCCCAGCCAGUCAGAGCUCCAGCACGAUGACUUCUACGCGUACGAUGAGGAUGGCACGCGGUUCUCCCACGACGUCACGCCCAUCAUUCUGGCUGCUCACUGCCACGAGUAUGAGAUCGUGCACACCCUGCUGCGGAAAGGAGCUCGGAUCGAUAGGCCACAUGACUAUUUCUGCAAGUGCAGUGAGUGCAAUCAGAAACAAAAGCAUGACUCUUUCAGCCAUUCUAGAUCCAGGAUCAACGCCUACAAAGGUCUGGCCAGCCCUGCUUAUCUGUCUUUGUCCAGUGAAGACCCUGUCAUGACUGCCUUAGAGCUCAGCAAUGAGCUGGCCGUGCUUGCCAACAUUGAGAAGGAGUUCAAGAAUGAUUACAAGAAAUUGUCUAUGCAGUGCAAAGAUUUUGUAGUUGGGCUGCUUGAUUUGUGCAGAAAUACAGAAGAAGUGGAAGCAAUUUUGAAUGGUGAUGUAGAGAUGAGCCAUAAUAAUGGAGAGCAUGGUCGUCCCAGCCUCAGCCGCUUAAAACUCGCCAUCAAGUAUGAAGUUAAAAAAUUUGUAGCACACCCAAACUGCCAGCAGCAGCUCCUCUCGAUUUGGUACGAGAAUUUGUCAGGUUUGCGGCAGCAGACGAUGGCAGUGAAGUUUCUGGUUGUCCUCGCGGUUGCAGUCGGACUGCCCUUCCUCUCCAUGGCCUAUUGGAUUGCUCCUUGCAGCAAGCUGGGGAGGAUAAUGCGUGGACCAUUUAUGAAGUUUGUAGCCCAUGCAGCCUCUUUCACCAUUUUUCUUGGUCUGCUUGUCAUGAAUGCAGCUGACAGGUUUGAUGGCACCAAACUCCGACCUAAUGAAACAACAGACAAUGUAAAACAGCUUUUUAGGAUGAAAACAUCCUGUUUCUCAUGGAUGGAGAUGCUCAUUAUUUCUUGGGUAAUAGGCAUGAUAUGGUCCGAAUGUAAAGAAAUUUGGUCUCAAGGUCCAAAGGAAUACCUGUUUGAGUUAUGGAAUAUGCUUGAUUUUGGUAUGUUAGCAAUUUUUGCAGCAUCAUUUAUAGCAAGGUUUAUGGCAUUUUGGCAUGCAUCCAGAGCCCAGAACAUCGUUGAUGCAAAUAUGAAAGAUCUGACAAGUCCAACACUGGAGCCCAGCAUAAAAUACUACACCUUGGCCAGAAUAAACUGGGAUCCGUCUGAUCCUCAGAUAAUUUCUGAAGGGCUGUAUGCAAUUGCAGUGGUGUUAAGUUUCUCACGGAUAGCCUACAUCUUACCAGCUAAUGAAAGCUUUGGGCCACUGCAGAUAUCACUUGGGAGAACCGUGAAAGACAUCUUCAAGUUCAUGGUGAUAUUUAUCAUGGUGUUUGUGGCUUUCAUGAUAGGCAUGUUUAAUCUCUAUUCCUACUAUCUGGGGGCAAAACAAAAUGAAGCGUUCACAACUGUUGAAGAAAGUUUCAAAACAUUGUUCUGGGCUAUAUUUGGACUCUCGGAAGUUAAAUCAGUUGUUAUCAAUUAUAAACACAAAUUUAUUGAAAAUAUUGGUUAUGUCCUUUAUGGAGUCUAUAAUGUUACCAUGGUCAUCGUCUUACUGAACAUGCUUAUCGCAAUGAUCAACAGUUCAUUCCAGGAAAUUGAGGAUGAUGCUGAUGUAGAAUGGAAAUUUGCAAGGGCUAAACUUUGGUUUUCUUACUUUGAAGAAGGGAGAACUCUUCCAGUACCCUUCAACUUAGUGCCAAGCCCAAAAUCUUUGCUGUAUCUUCUAAUCAGAAUCAAAAAAUGUAUUUCUAAACCAUUUUUGUGCCAAAAGAAAAGCUUUCAGGAAGAUGCAGAGAUGAACAAGCUUGAUCAAAGGAAGCAGUCGAGUAUAAGAAGCUCAGAUGAAAUCCACUUAAACAGUUUAAACAAUCCUCCAAGACAAUACCAGAAAAUCAUGAAGCGUCUCAUUAAAAGAUACGUGUUGAAAGCUCAGAUAGAUAAGGAAAGUGAUGAAGUCAAUGAAGGUGAAUUGAAGGAAAUUAAACAGGACAUCUCAAGUCUCCGGUAUGAACUCCUUGAGGAAAAAUCUCAGAAUUCUGAAGAUCUGGCAGAACUUAUAAGGAAACUUGGGGAAAAACUGUCACUUGACUCUAAGGAAGAAGAAAGCAAGAGAUAACCGAAAUAAAAUACACAACAGAAUGUUAACAAUUCACUUAAAGCCAUAUUUCUGUUUUCCUCAAGUCUAGCUCACAUUUCUAAAAAAGAUUCAGAAAUUAAAUCAUUCCAAGUCCUUAUUGAAAAAACACAGUGGCAAAUCCUCUAGAUCUACCACUUCAGUAAAGAUAUUUAUUCUUUACCUGCUGAAGAAUAGUUGAUCUGAGAUAAUUUAAAUACUCAAUUUACCUCUUUAAGAAUUCCAGUGGAAUCUUGAUAAUCCCAGUCAAGAAAGAUUAAAAGCAUAGAUCUAAACUUUUCCUAUGUUAACUGUUUAUUUUUUUUAAAUUUCCUUUUAUAAACAUUCUUACAUAUAUUUUAAUGAAGCAAAAGAGAAAAAUCCAGGCUUAUAUAUCAAAAGCUAUUAAAUUUUUCCAGCAUUCCAAAAUAGGAAAAAAAAUAAAAAGAAAAUCUAACUGUCUGUCUUAAAAAUGUGUAGGAUAUUAAAAUAAACUUACAAACAUUUCCAUGCAGGGGUAGAUAUCAGGACACUCAGAGCACUGUGUUGUACUUUUCCCUACUGAUCCCUGUCAGCACUGGACCAUCCUGUGAGAUACCUAGGUUCCAAUGGGAAUUCGUGCAUUAAGAAAGAAGUAUUUUCCACCAAAUUUAUUGAAAAACUAUUUCUGAGGCAGGGAGGCUGGAAAAAACCUUCUUUAAUCCAAAUAAUUAACCCUUAAUGUUCCAGUCUGUUUCAGAAUUCCCAAGUUCUCCAGCUUUUAUGUCUUGAACUGAACCUCCCAAACUGCAGGUUAGGGGUUUGAAUGUAACAUUUUUAUGUGAGGUGGAAGAUACUAAAAUGUUACGUGCCAACCUCUCUUUGAAUUCUGGGAAUGCCAUGCAUGGGGGAUCAUGUUUCUCUAUAUUGUGUCUCUCUAUUUAAAUGAUUAAACUUUCUUCAGACAUACAGAUAGCAAACAAAACAAUCUUGUUUCAAAAAAUCAUGAGAUCUCAUUUAUGGAUUUGCAUCUCUCAUCCUUUUUUCCACUAGUGAAAGCUCUGCUCUUGUGCUAUAUUCUUUAGGACUUUUAAUGAAGAAUCUUCUCUCCAUGUGGUAAAGAAAGCUCCAACACUUUCACCCUGCCCACUGCAGUAGUUAAAAUUCUCUUUUGGUUAAACUGCAGAUG
Pseudopodoces humilis (Tibetan ground-tit) is the source of this 3669-nucleotide messenger RNA. RefSeq names its product transient receptor potential cation channel subfamily C member 6 (gene TRPC6). The record is from RefSeq and is a predicted model, not a curated record. Gene Ontology annotation, biological process: regulation of cytosolic calcium ion concentration; calcium ion transmembrane transport; single fertilization. Gene Ontology annotation, cellular component: cation channel complex; plasma membrane. Gene Ontology annotation, molecular function: inositol 1,4,5 trisphosphate binding; store-operated calcium channel activity; protein binding. Lineage: Eukaryota; Metazoa; Chordata; Aves; Passeriformes; Paridae.